AUUUUUGUUUGAUAAUGCAUUAGGACAUCAUACAUGAAGAAUGUUUUGUAUCUUCCCGAUUGCCUAAGAACAGGCAUAAAAGCGCUGAGAGUUCUGGGCUGCUCUAAACAUUUCUCCUGCCUUGCUCGUCGCUGCGAGAGGAUUUAUCUCCACUCCCAGAAGAUGUCAUUCUACAGACAGAUGAUCAGCUCCCGCUGCCUUCCACCCUGCGAAGUCACCUGCCCACAGCCAGUCGCAAAUGCCUGGAACCAGCCUUGUGUUACAUCCUGUGGUGAUUCCAGAGCUGUGAUCUACCCACCACCCGUGGUCAUGACUUUCCCAGGACCCAUUCUCAGCUCCUGCCCUCAGGAGAGCUUCGUGGGCAGCUCAGCACCAUCCAGCAUUGGGAGCUGCUUUGGAUCCAUGAGCUCUCUGGGUGCCAGUGGCUCCUAUGGCUCUAGGAGCUUGUACAAUUUUGGGAGGUCAUAUUCUUCCUAUGGAUCCAGUGGUUGUGGUUUUGGGAGCUGCAGACCAUGCUAAGUGUGUGAUGAAUAACUCGACACAGAGGAAGAUGUGCCUCCACAAUCCCUGUUACCGGCAUUGCUUUCCUGGAACCUGAACUGGGCAUCUCCAAAAACCACAUGUAAUUCUCAAGCUAAUGUUUAAUUUAGUUUUCCAACUAUUCUUUCCAACAACUCCUGAUAGUAAUACUCUCAAAUUAGUUAUAUCAAUAACCUUUGGCUGGUUGAAAGAGGGAUGAGAUUGUGUAAGCCUUCCCACGCCAUGAAAAAGAAAGCGUAAUGUAUAUGGAAUGCAUAGCCCUGGAGUAAUUAUUUGCUUGCAGCCUUUAAUAAGGCCUUGGCAAUAGUUUCCCUGGUUUUUUUUCAUUCUCAGCAAGAUCUUUUACUUCUUACUUUCUCAUUAAAUUAUUGUGCAUCAAAA
Molecule: messenger RNA, 921 nt
Organism: Cuculus canorus (common cuckoo)
Lineage: Eukaryota; Metazoa; Chordata; Aves; Cuculiformes; Cuculidae
Product: feather keratin 4
Exons: 2
Coding region: 34-519 (161 amino acids)
Cellular component (GO): intermediate filament
Molecular function (GO): structural constituent of cytoskeleton
Source: RefSeq, a predicted model, not a curated record